CCGAAAGUCGCGAAAGAGGUGGCCUGGAACCAGACUUUUCGAAGCUUUAACUUUUCAUAGAAGUCAGACCUAGCGACUUGGUCCAGGCUGUGAUUGUUGUUAGUUUAUCCUGUGCUUGUCACCGCUGCACCUUGUUUUCCACGGCCAUGGUGACAAUAUGACCAGGCUCUAAGAUGAUGACUCUCUACCCUGUCAGGUAUAUUCAACACCUCUGUUACCUGUUUGACUCUAACUGCACCAUCAACUAUGACAACUCUGUGCCAAUCUUUCCGCCAAGUCUUCCACUGAUUCAAGAGGACCACUUGUUAAAACCUGUCCAGUUCUAUGACGUUUCCCCUUGGACAGAAGAAGGGAGACUAAUAUCCCAAAAGUUUCACCAGACCCUGUGUGUUCCACAUUAUUGUAUUGUCAGGGUUUUUAAAAUCCAUAACCCAGUUCUAUGGCAGCAGUAUGUGCAAAGAAAAUAUCAACUAUUUUAUGAACUUGGUGGAAUGGCAGCUGCGGAACAAAGGUUGUUCCAUGGGACGUAUCAAGCCAACCUUACGGGUAUUGCCACAAAAGGGUUUGACUGGAAAUCUGGCAAGAAACAUGGCAAGCUGCUAGGUUACGGCACCUACUUUGCAAAAGAUGCUCGCUGCGCACACGAGUUCACAGACUGUGGUGGCAACUACUGCAGCGCCAGGUGGGAUGAUCCUUGCUGUAAAAAACUGGACACAGGAAGCAGUUUGUGCCAGCAGUUCCAGCCACUAAUGGUCAGCAACUUGCCCGGCACAGAAAAAUCUCCUCACCCCAAUUGUAAUCAGCCCUUAUCAACCAACUCUCAUGACCAUGAUAUAGUAAAUUGCAAGGUCCAGAACACUCACUUUAUGAUCAUUGCUAGAGUUAUGAUUGGCCGAUACUGUAAAGGCUGGAAUGAAAUGCCACGCCCCCCAUCCUUUGAGGAUGAUAGUCCAUAUUUCAAAAUGUUUGACACGUCUGUCGACAAUGUAGAGUCGCCUCAACGUUUCUGUAUUUUUGAGAAUCACCAAGCAUAUCCUGAGUUUAUAAUAGAGUACAGAACCAACAGUUGAUAUAGAUGUUAAUGUCAGCUAUUCUAGGGUCUCUUCUUGUGUAAUGUCUUAGAAUACAUGAUGUAGUAUUGUCUGCCUGUUAUCUUAGGCAGGCUGUUGUAGCACUAAAUGUUAAGACACCUGCUAGAAUAUUUGUCUCAUGGUUUCUGCACAUCAAAGUAUUUGCUCAUUAUUUCAAAUAAGUAUUUUAUAUUCAAGCAUCAUUUGCUAACAUGCCAAGUUUAGGGACAGCAUUAGACAAUAAGUUGGAUCACAUCAUUUCUAACCUUAAAGUCUUAACUUCAUUUCCAGGUUUGAGUCCAUAGGAUGUCACAGUCCAAUUUGAUACCUGAUUUGAUGUUAAGUAAAAUUGACUGGGCUUAAUGUUAACCACAAUCUAUUUACCGGGGUCAUAGAAAUGU
Messenger RNA from Physella acuta, 1471 nucleotides. RefSeq names its product protein mono-ADP-ribosyltransferase PARP12-like. NCBI's taxonomy places the organism in Eukaryota, Metazoa, Mollusca, Gastropoda, Physidae. Gene Ontology annotation, molecular function: NAD+ poly-ADP-ribosyltransferase activity. The record is from RefSeq and is a predicted model, not a curated record. Gene Ontology annotation, cellular component: nucleus.